UGGAAACGCCGCCGUUUUGCUACAGUCGGAAACGCCCUCAGUCCGAGCAGCAGAGCGGAGCAGACCCUUCGUUCUCCCAUUUCCUUCAUCUCACGCAUGCUUUGAUUCUCUGUCUCUGUCUCCAUUGUCAAGUUCAACGAGAAAGCUCCUCAUCGAGUUGAAUUAAAAUGUGAGUUGAUUCCCUUUCGAUCGGACCCUAAAUCGUUGAAAUCGGGGUUCUCUAACUCUGUUCUCACUUUCUUCUUCUGCUCGGAUUGAUCAAAUUUGUUAGCCUCCGUUUUCCUCGAGUGUUUGCUAUACUUGAACGUACCAUGGAUGCGACCAUCGACUUCUCCCAUAAUAUCUCCGCCACUCCAAAUGGGGUUGUGCUGUUCUUGUGUGAAUAUGACUUGUUUGGCAAUGGUCUCGGUGGAAAUUUUUUGUUGAUGAACCCAGGACGUUAGAGAAGGGAUAUAUGUGCGUGAAGUGUGAAGAAUUGUUGAGUAUGAUCUGAUAUUGCUGUAUCAGAAUGUACGGACUGUAUUACGAGAGACGUAAGAGACUAAAAUUAUCUACUGAUGGAAAAGAUUUCCCUGGCACCACCACCAUUUCUGCCCAAAAAUGUGACACACCGAGACAAAACAAAAUGAAGAACUCGGCGAAAGUAAUUGAUUACUCUGAUCCGUUUGCCAUUAAUAAUUUGAUCGAUAGCUUGGAUUGUGGUCAGUUUGGAAGUGUCACUAAAGAGAUUGAAGUCCUUGUUUCGUCUAAGAUGCAAAUUUUAAGUCCUUACAUUGCCAAGUAUCCUACGCUGUCGAGUAUGUUAUUUGGUCUGGGGAGAAGUAAAGAGUGUACAGAGGCAAUGGAUCAUCAAGCUUCCCAAUUGGUUCAUAAUAAUCUCAUUGAUUUGGAGGAUGAUUCUGCCAUUGACGUUCGUGACAAUGAUGUUGAGAAAUCACAAUUGCCUAUUGUAAUAAUUGAUUCUGAUGAGGAAGAAAGCUAUGUUCCGAGGCGUAUACAUCCUUUUCAAGAGGUUGUUCUGCCUGGACCACCUGGACAAAGUCUCUUCAAGGACAAAGUGGUAGUGGGACGCCGGGCUUCAAAUGGGGAGGAAGCAACUCCUAUUGGUGAAAGUGAAACUAUAAGUAAGAAAGACAGAGGUGUUUACGUCGGUAUAGAAGAGGAUGAGGACAGCGAACAGGCUAACAGUGAAGAAGAUGGUCUUGAAGAUAUUUGGAACGAUAUGAAAAUGGCAUUGGAAUGUUCCAAGGACUUGGAUGUCGCUAUAGAUUCAUCAUCUAAUCAACAAACUACAGAUGAUACGGACUGUGAUCAUUCUUUUCUCUUGAAGGAGGAUCUUGGUCAUGUUUGUCGCAUUUGUGGGGUUAUUGGCAGAGGAAUUGAGACCAUUUUUGAGUUUCAGUACAACAAGGGUAAGAAGAGCACAAGAACAUACAUGUCUGAAUCUCGCAACAAAGAUUUAGGUGACCUUGAAGUUAAAAUUUCAGAAGAUGAUUUGACUGUAACUGAAAUUUCUGCACACCCUAGGCAUAUGAAGCAAAUGAAGCCUCAUCAAAUGGAAGGUUUCAAUUUCCUUAUAAGCAACUUGGUAACUGACAAUCCUGGAGGCUGCAUUUUGGCUCACGCUCCUGGAUCUGGAAAAACCUUUAUGAUAAUCAGUUUUAUGCAAAGUUUUUUAGCCAAGUAUCCACAGGCCAGACCAUUGGUUGUGCUUCCCAAAGGAAUCUUGGCUACAUGGAAAAAAGAGUUUCAGAUUUGGCAAGUGGAAGAUAUUCCACUCUAUGAUUUCUAUUCUGUUAAAGCUGAUAAUAGGGCUCAACAGCUGACAGUACUGAAUCAGUGGGUCGAGCACAAGAGUAUUCUGUUCUUAGGAUACAAACAAUUUUCCACAAUCGUCUGUGAGGUUGAAACCAAUGCAUCAUCAACUGCAUGUCAAAAUAUAUUGCUCAAGGUUCCUACCAUUCUUAUUCUAGAUGAGGGGCAUACUCCAAGAAAUGAGAACACUGAUAUUUUGCAAGCUCUUGCCAAAGUCAGAACUCCACGAAAAGUGGUUCUUUCUGGAACCCUUUAUCAGAACCAUGUUAAAGAGGUAUUCAAUAUAGUGAAUCUUGUUCGACCGAAGUUCAUGAGAUCCGAAACUUCUCGACCUAUCAUCAAGCGCAUCAUGUCAAGAGUGGAUAUACCUGGUGUGAGGAAGCAGUUCAAAACAGGUGUUGAUUCUGCUUUUUAUGAUUUGGUGGAACAUACACUUCAAAAGGAUAAAGAUUUCAGGAGGAAAGUGAGUGUCAUCCAUGAUUUACGUGAAAUGACCAGUAAGAUUUUGCAUUACUAUAAAGGGGAUUUUCUCGAUGAGCUCCCUGGAUUGGUCGACUUUACCGUGGUGUUGAAUCUCACUUCUAAACAGAAGCACGAAGGAGAAAAAGUUAAAAAGUUCAAUAGGAAGUUCAAAAUAAGCUCUGCCGGCAGUGCUGUUUAUUUACACCCAAAGUUGAAUGUUUUCUCUGUGAAUGCUGUUGUAACGGAUGACAAAAUAGAUGAGGUCAUUGAUAAGCUGGACGUUAAAGAUGGAGUGAAGGCAAAAUUCUUUCUUAACAUGCUGAAUUUGUGUGCCACUACCGGGGAGAAGCUGCUGGUUUUCAGCCAAUACCUGCUCCCUUUGAAAUUCAUGGAGAGAUUGGUUGUGCAGAAGAAAGGUUGGAGUCCAGGAAAAGAAACCUUCAUGAUAUCUGGUGAAACAACUUCUGAGCAUCGGGAAUGGUCGAUGGAACGCUUCAACAACUCGCCCGAUGCUCGAGUCUUCUUUGGUUCCAUUAAGGCCUGUGGGGAAGGCAUAUCUCUAGUAGGGGCAUCGCGUAUCAUUAUUUUGGAUGUUCAUCUGAAUCCAUCAGUGACCCGCCAAGCAAUUGGUCGUGCUUUCCGUCCUGGCCAAACUAAGAAAGUCUUUGCUUAUAGAUUGGUGGCUGCUGACUCUCCUGAAGAGGGGGAUCAUAGCGCUUGCUUCAAGAAGGAACUGAUUGCUAAGAUGUGGUUCGAGUGGAACGAGUAUUGUGGCUAUCAUGACUUUGAAGUGACGACUGUUGACGUGAAAGAUUGUGGCGAUAAUUUUCUAGAAACCCCACUUCUAAAUCAAGAUGUCAGAGUUCUGUACAGAAGGUAGACCCUGCAUAAUAAUUGUCUGAUCAAAGCCCUUCAUAAGACCAUUUUGAUCCUUUUUCCUGUUUUUGUAAAGAGCAUGGGCAAAUAGCCAUGGUGGUGUUAGUUGGCUUUCUUUAUUGACUUGUAUAGCAUGACCACCGCCGUGCCUGAAUAUUGUUCACGGCAAAUGGAGUUUGGAACCUCAACUAACUCCUCCUAUAGAUCCCACUGGUCUAUAGGUUUUUUGGUAACAAAAUCUUGGUACUGUUAAUUCCAGUUACGGUUUGCCUUCUAU
This is a messenger RNA of Cucurbita maxima (winter squash), 3430 nucleotides long. Its product is annotated as protein CHROMATIN REMODELING 35-like. The transcript is spliced from 8 exons. NCBI's taxonomy places the organism in Eukaryota, Viridiplantae, Streptophyta, Magnoliopsida, Cucurbitales, Cucurbitaceae. Bases 509 to 3157 code for a protein of 882 amino acids. The record is from RefSeq and is a predicted model, not a curated record. Gene Ontology annotation, biological process: gene silencing by siRNA-directed DNA methylation. Gene Ontology annotation, molecular function: ATP binding; ATP-dependent chromatin remodeler activity.